Molecule: messenger RNA, 2217 nt
Organism: Rhizoctonia solani
Lineage: Eukaryota; Fungi; Basidiomycota; Agaricomycetes; Cantharellales; Ceratobasidiaceae
Product: Tyrosine kinase specific for activated
Exons: 17
Coding region: 1-2217 (738 amino acids)
Biological process (GO): protein phosphorylation
Molecular function (GO): protein binding; ATP binding; protein kinase activity
Source: RefSeq, a predicted model, not a curated record
AUGAGCACGAACUUAGUCACAUCAGCUCUGCCCCAUGUCUCUCCAUGGACAAAACAUCCGAUCAAAGUUGGACCACUUGGGUUCCAAUCACCAGGAACUAGUGUCGGGUUUGGAGAAGACAGCACUCCCCCUGUGCCUCGAAUUUACCACUCGUCUUCAGUAAUAUCCGAUUCUUCGGGAGAUAUAUUUAUCUUCGGUGGGGAGUCGAAUGGUCAGACCAAAAACGACACAUGGAUAAUCAGGCUUCUUGAGGAUCAAGGUUCGCGACAGAGACGAAAUUUGGAUCCUACGUGCAUAGAUGUCAUGACUAAUUUACUGGAGACGACUGGAGAGGCACCCAGUCCUCGAAUAGGGCAUGAAAAUGGCGAAUAUGUCCGCAAGGACAAUUCUACUUAUAUAUUGAACCUGACUACCCGCCACUGGACUAAGCUGGACAUCCGUCCUGCCCCGCGUCCGCGGAUUGCGCCUGCGGCUUGCAUUUCUGGAAACCAUUUUAUUGUGUACGGCGGAUCCGGAGAAAAAGAUGGAAUAAUUGAACUUUGUAACGAUAUGUGGAAGCUGGAUCUAGAUUCAUCAGUGACUAAAGGAACCCCCAGAUGGGAAAGAAUUCAAGUUACCCCAGAUACCGUGUCACCAGACGAGAGAAUGGGGCAUACCAUGGUCGCAUACGAAAACAAGCUGUACAUGUAUGGUGGAAGGCACUGCAAAAAUCACAUGUGGAAAGACACAUGGUAUUUCGAUAUGGAUGCUCGAGCAUGGGCUCGUGUCCAAUGCACUAGUAACUGUCCACCCCCACGGACAAAUCAUUCUGCCACCCUAGUCAAGGAUGUAAUAUAUAUGUUUGGAGGGUAUGAUGAUCAACAAGAAUUUGGAGAUAUGUGGUGUUUCAACAUAGCUGAGCAGAGAUGGUACCAGCUCCCCUCUAUGGAUUAUGAGCCAUCGCCAAGGAGCGGACACAUACUAGCUACAACCAAGGGGAGAGUGUUAGUUUUGGGGGGUAUCGUAUACAGGAGUGUGACCCCCGAAAUGGCGCAGCUCGUGUACGUUUUGAAUACGAAUUUGAUCAACUUUUCGGAGCAGGGAAGAGGCCCGACCUUUAUGCCAAUCGAUGAAUGGUCGGGCUCAACCAGGAUAGGAGACACACUAGAAGGAGAAUUUCGCGAUGAUCUCACAGUUAUUCGAUCAGAUACGGAUGAUACCAGAGUAGACAAAUUAGUAACGGCUCUUGAAAACCUCGGAUCGAACGCCCCAAAGAAAUUAGACCAAAGCACAGCUGCAUUUGGUACUCAGGACACCAUCACUAGGACUAUGCCCGCAACGGAGGUUUUGAAGUAUUUAAUUGCGCACGGUUGUCGAGAUGUUUCCAAAGAGGUUAACAUACUCCAAGUUUCCGAUUACCCAAUGUCAUUUGGUGGAUUCGGUGAUGUGUACUGCGCUACGCUUCAAAACGGAGAUCGCGUGGGCAUAAAGUGCGUGCGAAUGCUAACGAAUUCGAGCUUGGAAGGAAAGAAGAUUCUGAAGAGUGCUGCGCAUGAGCUUUACGUAUGGUCUAAAUGCAAGCAUCCUAAUGUGAUCGAACUGUUGGGUGUCAUGCUGUUUCGGGACCAAAUUGCAAUGGUCUCACCCUGGCUCGAUAACGGACACCUCAGAACCUUCCUUGUUCAGAACCCACAAAUUGAUCGCUGUGCCCUAUGCGCACAAGUUGCGGAUGGGGUCGCCUACCUUCAUCGCCAGUCUAUAGUUCACGGAGAUCUAAAACCGGAAAACAUACUCAUAUCACAAGACCAUACCCCACGAUUAACAGAUUUUGGAAACUCAGCACUUGCUGAAUAUACGCUUCAAUUUACACACUCUAGUACGGUGCAGGGCAUGUCGCUACGUUGGGCAGCGCCAGAGAUAAUUCAAGAGGAAAGCAAGCCAACGCAUGCAAGCGAUGUAUACGCGCUUGGAAUGAUAAUUUUCGAAGUGAUAUCGCGGGAAAUGCCAUAUGCAGGUGCCAAAGACUCAGCGAUAGUAUUCAAGGUCGUCGGAGGAGUCAAGCCCACUCGACCGGAGGCGCAUAUACCUAAAGGAAUAGAACAAGCAGAUCGCCUAUGGUCGAUGUUGAACAGCUGUUGGGCCAACGAACCUGAGGAACGACCCAAUGCGUUUGAAGUUAAAAACUUGAUAGCAAAGAUCACACCGCAGGGAUUACUUUCGCAUGUUGAUUUGGAGUAG